GUGUCCGUGUUCCGCGAUCAGUUGUUUCGCCGCGCGCGCACCGAGCUGUCACGUUGCGCGUCGUCGUCGUCGGCGCUUCUCAUCACGUCGCGUUCCUUCCGUGUAUCUUUCCUUCCAAGUUCGUCGUGUGUUGACGAACGCGCGCGGAAGUCCUGGUCUACCGGGGCUACCGUCGCAACGAGGGAGGGGGAACGAGAAGUCGAAAUCGCGUCUCUUCGUGGUACCCAGUGUGAUAAUCGGCAUCGCGCUCACCGCGCGACUCUACGGAAAAGUUUGCCGUUCGUUCGCGAUAAUCGCGAGCGACCCGUUGAUAAAGUGUGACGUUUGCCGAGGAGCGGGAAGAUAAAGCACAUCCGUCGGUUUUCCCGCCAUUCCGGAUUUCUGUUGUUGUUGUUUCCCCCCCCCCCCCCCUCUCCCCGCCCGGAGCGAUCGGUCCGACUCGAUCGCCACGGGAAUUCGAGGGGAGUGACGUACACGGUGUGUUCGUUUGAUGGUGCGGGGGACCGUUUCGCCGAUCUCGGGGUGCCGUCGCGCUUUCGACGCGCUCGAAAGUCGCGCGAGUCGCAAGAGACUCUCCCACGGCUCGAUUUAUCGCCACACCGCCGUAAACAGGUGACACAAUUAAUAAAACUCCGGACGGGUCGCGCGAUUGGUUGGAAACCGCGCGCGUUUCUCUCCUCUUCCUCGUCACGUGCGAGAGCAAGCUUUCUCUCUCUCUCUCUCUCUCUCCCUUUCUCGAACGGAACGAUGGGAGAUCGAAGCGGCCGCCGCCGGCGAGUCGUCGUCGUCGUCGUCGGUCUCGUGUCGGAAAUUAUCACCGAUCGUCGACGAGGUUAAGUCGCCUUCGAACGGGGACUCGAGUGGCACGCGAGCUGUGGUGUAACGACUCUCUCUCUCUCUCGCUCUCUCUCAACGAAUGGCUCGCAGACAUCGUCGCGCGACGUGUGUUGCUGCUCUCGGCGAUAAUAGCUCGCGAAUCGGCGCUCGCGUCGUCCUUCCCGACGGCGCGCCGGGGACGCGCGGGGUCGCGAAUUGAAAGGAAGAAAGAAGAGAAGGAAAAAAAAAGUAGCGGGCGAUCGACACAAGGAGGGACGGAGUGCCGAAGCAGACGAUAACGAGGCGUCAGUGGAAAGGAGGUCCCAGGCCGGCGCUACUUCAUCCUCCCCCUCCCCCGCGCGCCGAGAGACUCUUGUCGGCCGACGAGACGAUUAGCGACGAUCGGCAGCCGAGGGAUUUUGGGUGCCUUUCGCCGGGCCGCGUCGCGAAGAGGAGAGGAAAGAAAAAAGGAGACCAGCUCGGCACGCCGACAAAAAACGCCGCGGCUUAAUUGCACCGGAAGCCGGCGAGGAAGAAAACGAACGCGCGGAAUCUCGGGGAGUGUACGCCGGGUGUAAUUUUCCAUCGAUCGGCGAUAAACGAGACGGCGCGAGUGCGAAACGUCGAUAUGACCGGCGCGGACGCGAAUUGACGCUGACAAGAAAGUGAGAGGAAGCGAAAAUGAUGAUGCCGCCACCGCAGGUCGUGGGUGUGGUGCGGAAGCAACCGGGUCAGCAGACUCACCCACGAAUCUCCCCCCUGGAUCCGGAGACCAAGAUUAAAGGCGAGCUGUACGUGGAAGACCUGGGCGAGAGGAGAACGGUUUCCAUCAGGAUGGGCUGGCUGUGGGUCGAGGGAACCCCGAUGAGGUUGGCGUUGCGAGCGUUGAAUCUUCUUCCAGCACCACCCAAUUCCUGCCAGCCGUUCGCUCUGGGUUUCACCUUGAGCGACUCGCAGGGUCAUUCGCUCGCGACCUUUUGGGCGGAUACGGAGCCGAUCUAUUGGUCUUGGACCAAAGCGAUCGCGACCGAACUAGUCCUACAAACGCCAUUUCGCUCUCAACGAUACUUCAACUUUCUGGAGAUAUUCACCAUUUCUCCGAGAAAUUCGGACAGCCCGGCAACGAGGAGGCGAUCUCGUAGCGAAUUACGUUGCUGGCCAAGCGACUCGCCGAUCGAGAAGACGACGAUAUGCACGACGACUAUCCUCGACGAAUCCAGGAGGAGAGCGAGGAGCGAGUUGCGCGGUUGGUCCAGCAGCAACUCGAGCGACGAAGACCUCUUGGGAGAAUAUCGAAGCGUACCCACUGUGAUAACAAGUAACAAGGACCAACCGGUCAGCAGAGCAUGGGGUUGCAGCGAAAGCAGCGAGGGUAGUGACGACAGUCUCCCUUGGGGUGGCGUAUGCCGGUCGAGCGUUGAUACAGUGGACUCCCGCAGCGUUCCCUUACCGGAACCAGAAACGAGGGAACAGAGGAUACAGAGGUACAAAGAGGCACGCAGACGCGAGAACGAAGCGAGAAGUCGACGAUUUCUUGAGGAGGACGCGAGGCGAAGAGCAAGAGCUGAGGAGAACAACAAUAACUUGCCGAAGAUCUACAGCAGAAUCAGGAGCAGGAUUUGUUCCACCAACGACAACGACGACGCUCGUCCGAUCCGCUCACCUAAGAAGGACCUUCUCACAUCGAUCGACACGCGAAAGCCAAACGAGAACUCGAUCAUCGAUCGGUUACCACCACUCAAGCCGAACGAGUCCUCUACAGUGAGGUUUAUCGAUGAAAAUGAUCGUAAUGAGGACGACAAACGAAACAACAACAGUCCCAGAAGUGAAAACAGCACUCCCGGGAUACUUAGGAUGGACCUCAACGAGAGAAGAAGUAGAGCUAGAGAGAGGAGAAUCUUUCGUGACAAGGGACAACCCGCUCUACAGAUGACACAGCAAUUGACCAGUACCACCGCUAUUGCCAACGUGGAAACUCUUCGGGAACGAAAGGAGCGCUUAGCUCUCUUGUCUUCCAGGAUUCCCCUUCCUCGUCAGUCUCCGUUGCAGCCUUGCCCAAGAUCCGUAGACUGCCCGGCGAUUGCAUCUCCAAGCUCUCCGACAAUCUUAAUAGUGUCACCUUGCGAGGAAGAUGUUGUUAAGCUUCUGGAGCGAUGUCAGAGGGUAGACCGCUACGUUCCGGUACGGGAAAAGCUGACUUUGUUCGAAUCCCUUUCGAGAUUAGGCGGUCGUCUGGCCAGGAGCACGGAAGAUCUUGGCCGAACAUCAUCCAAGCCCAGUCCCAGGGGCAAACAACGCGCCCGAUCUCUUCACGAUCUUAACCGAGGCACCAAAGCUCUGCCCGUGAGAGAGAUGUGCCGAUUCUUCGAGGGCGAUCUAGAGCAGGACGCGUGUCAGAAAACGAUGAAUCUUGUGAAAACAAGAUUUAGCGAGCCGGCGAAGAACACGUGGAAAGACUCGAGUUCAAAACACGAUGCACCGUGCAUCAGCGCUUCCGCUCGAAAGAAACAUUAUCUGAAGUGAACGCAACUAAUGAAUCGUUCUCGCAGAAUAUUUAAGAACUUAAGAAUAAAUAUCCUCGAGUUCACGACCGUCUCAUUGAAAAUGAAGUAGCGGAUUCAAAGUAACGAAGUAAUUUACACUUCGUUAUUCUUAUAUCUUCCUCUCAGCGCAUAAUUUUUCAUAAAUUGUAUACAAGCUUUUACAACUGAAGCGUAAAGCUAUUGUAAAAAGUAUUUUUCAAUCGAAAAAAUGCAAAAACUUCUCAAAAUCUAUUACACAAGUCUCCACAAUUUUUUUGCGAUUUGAGAAAAAAAAAUAUUUUUCCGCAGUUUCUAUAUUAAAUCAAAAAUCCGUAAAGAGAAAUACUCUAUCACGUCAGUUUAUGAAAAAAAUGCUGUUGAAAUAUUCUAAAAACACGUUUUUCCUUUUUUUGAAAAAAUGUAACUGACAUCCGAUGUAAGAGAUUUUGGAAAAAGUUCAAAUUAAUGCUUGAACAUUGUUUAAUUUUUUUAUCGCCUGCGCCAUCAAAUCUCUUGCGUACUUUGUUUUUAGAGAUAGGUGCCGUCGCACAGUUAAGUAGAACGAUUGCCCCAUACAGUCCCAUACAAAAUUAUUGUAAAUAAAAAUUGUAAGUAAAAAUUUCAGUAUGUUUGAUAUAUAAGAAUAAAAGAUUAUCUUUCGUAAAAAAUUAUUUAUUUAAAUUACGAAGCUAAUUUUUUUUAGAAAUCGUUAUUUUUCAAAAAUUGUUUAAACAAUGAUUGUAUGAACAAAUGAAAAAGACGUGUUAUUACACCUUUAAUCUUAUAUGUAUUAAAUCCGCUAUUAAAAUUUUUAUGUGCAAUAAUUUUACAGUAAAUCACAGUAGAGCAAAUCGUCAUAUUUUAUCCUGCAAGAAUACACCAACCUCUAAAAACAAAGGUGCGAUAGUGCCUGUAGGUUAGUGCAGAUUUCAUAUUCCUGUACAAUGUUCGAGCAUUGAUUUGAGGCCUUUCGGAGUUUACAUAUAGAAAACAUCGGGUUUGAACAUCGGUUACGAAAUUUUCUCCAAAAACGUGUUUUUGGAGAAUGUUAAUUCCAUUUUUCUCGUAAACGUAAUAGAACAUUUUUACUUGCGAGUGUAACAUACAAAAAAUUAAAAAAAAAAACUGUUCUUGUCUUCUAAACUGUAAAAAUUAUACAGAUUUGUGUUAUCACAUUUGACUGAAUUCCAUUUCUAUCACGUGAUUGACAGAUUAAUUGCAAAUCUUAAAUAAUGAACCAAAAUCGCCGAAGUUUGUGAAAGUCCUUCUGCCACAAUGACAAUUAGUUCCUCGACGAUUUUCAUUGGCUUCCCGGUAUGCGAAGCUAACUCGAUUUAACCGCGCUUAUCAAACGCUUAGAUUAGAAGUUUGUUAUAUCGCAGGCGACGAUUGUCACACUUGCACCGAGAGAAAGUUGGCGCGCGCGCACGCGGGCUUUUUUUCACGCUCGAGGCUCCAAACUGUGCUCGAUUCUCUCGAUUGCUGGUUGUCGCGAUCGGUCAUCAAAGUGAAGGAAAAAAAAGAUGCUCGGUACUCAGUUAUGUGCGCGUGUUAUGAAAGUGAAAAUAAAAAAAAAUAGCGCUGAAUCCAAUUAUCGUAGAAAUUUCUCAUUUUAGAAUGAGUUUUCAUCUUUAUUCAUUACAAAUAUUGUUUCGGAUUAUAGACAAUUUGCGUUUGUUUGUAUUUAAAAAUAUAAAAUCGGUAUAUAACGCUUCGAUUGUGCGUAUCAGCGAGAUCGAGCACGACCGAUCGUGGCACGAAGAGAAUGACGGAAAAAGAAAGAGAGACGGAGAAAUAGAGAAAGAGAGCGGAAGGGAGAGGAGGGGGAAUCGGAGAAACCGGUAAUUUACGUUCACCGAGCGAUUGCCGCAACGUUGAACACCUGUAUGUAUACAAACUAUACAGUGAACUGAUCGCCGAGCUCAUUUUUCGAUUAGCCUGAAUUCGAACGUCCGGAUUUUAAUCAGGCAACAGCUCCGUUCGUUGAAUAUCCAAAGAGAAAUGAAUGAUAAAUAUCGUGAAUGUUUAUAGCGUUUCCCCAAUUAUAAUAAUUGCAAGUGAAAUUUGUACAUAAUUGAUUAAUUUCAUUCUGUACCUGAAACUCGUUGGUUCUAUGUCUUCUUGUGUCUUAGGCUAUAGUUUAACUUUUGUUAUGUACAUGUCCUCGUUGUAAAUAAAAAUCUAAUUAUCGAUUUAUAUGAUUUAUAUGUAUAUACAUUUAUAUAUAUAUAUUUAUAUAUAAUAGCUUCGUUGAGUGUGUUGAUGUGUAAUAUUUGCCAUUAGGGCGGCGAUCGCCCUUCGUCGAGACUCUUGAAUCUCCGUCGAGAGCCAGAAUACGGACUAGAGUCAACUUCCGCUUAUUUCGAAUCGAAACGAUAAUUUCCGCUCGUGUAACACACAACUCCCCUUCACUCUCGUUUCUUGUCGUAAUUGAUGAUAUGACAACGUAUAGAAAUAAAAAUAUAUUUUAACUCCCUAUAAAAUGUAAAUAAAAAAAAAUUAUUUCGAAAGAAGAUAUGAAAAAGAAAAAAAAUGUUUGACAGAAAAGACUUCUAAAACUUUGUAUGUGUCCUUUUUUUUAAAUAGUGAAGAAAUAACAAUACUUCUUGAUUUGGCAAAUAAGAUUAUACGUAUAUCUUGAUACAUAGGCUUGCCAAAAUUAUUUCGAAGAAAAGUGGCUGUAAUUUGGAAAAUAAUUUUGUACAUUCAUAAACUUCCAUCGAGACGUUUUGUGCUCGAAAAAGUUUGCCAUUUAUUUUUGUAUCUUGUUAUACGUAUAGUACAUGAACUGCAAUUUUCUUGCGUUAUAUGUAUAAAAUUGCGAACGUAAUGUGUAAUAAAAUAAAGAUUAUAUUGUAAAAAUAUUGCGGCAAAUAAUCAGUUCGAGAUAGAACGAUCGAGAGUUAACGGUAUUUCUUCAUUAAUUACUCAUGCAUAGAUUGUUUUCAUUGAAAGUGUUCUGGAAUUCUGUGUGAUGUUUCUAUGUGAUUGCAAAUUUUAAUUUGUUAUUGUUGACUCAAUUUUUCUUAAAUAUCGGUUAAAAAGAAAACAUUGACAAUUCAUAGUAAAAUUAGUUUAUAUUGCCAUUACAUUAUCAGCUUACGUUACAUUUAUUAAAAUUGUUACAUGUUAAUAUAUGUAACAUAUUCAACAUCAAAUACACCUAAUAUGUAAAUAUUUUCGUCAUAUUUCUGAUAGAAUUCCAGGAUACUGUCAGGAACCGAUCACGAAGUUGCCUGCAGUCGACAACCGUCUACGGGGUGAUUCAAAUGACUCCGUUGUGUAUUUUGUAAUAGAUUCGGUUAAACGGUGUCAUUUAUCAGUGCCACCCGGUAUGAAGGGUUGGUCGCCAAAGAGGUCUUCUAGUCCCUCGUCGGAUAAUUCCGAAAGGUUAUCCCCAUAUGUAUAACAACCCCUCGAUAUAUUCUGACUUUUUUAUUAGCCCCACAAAAUAUUUGUCAAACGGUACGAAAUUGCGUACCGUCCGCAGCGCAAUUACGCAGCGAAAGUUGCCCGUCUUUGUAUUUAUCUUUGUUGUAAUAAAAAGGGACGAAUAAUGGCCGUUACAUAAAA
This is a messenger RNA of Monomorium pharaonis (pharaoh ant), 6911 nucleotides long. RefSeq lists its product as uncharacterized. Lineage: Eukaryota; Metazoa; Arthropoda; Insecta; Hymenoptera; Formicidae. The transcript has 3 exons. The record is from RefSeq and is a predicted model, not a curated record. Bases 1498 to 3339 code for a protein of 613 amino acids.